AGGCUGUAAUAGCGCAGGGACCUUCCUGUCCCGGCCUCCGGACACCUGGGUCCCUCCCAGGCCGGCUUCCCCCGUCCCCCUGCGUGCCCAGAGGCAGGAUUCCUGAUCCCUGAUCUCCGGGAUGGAGAACGGGGACGAGCCGUGUGUCCGGGAUCUCCAGGGCACCGAGGAAAGGGAGACACUGGCCGUCACUUGCACAGGGAACGAGCCUGCCUGGAUUCUCCCUCUCUCCCCAGUAGGUGCUGGGAUGGAGGAGGAUAAUCCCGAGCAGGAAGGGCCUGCAGGAAGGGAGCCUUGCGGGAUGUCCUGGGGCGCUGAGCAGGGAGAGGCCAGCAGGGCUGGACGGCAGCAGGAGACAGAGGUGAUAUCUCUGGAUGACACGGACAUCAAGGUGGUGACAGAGCACAACCAAGCCCAGGCUGAGGCGCGCCCCUACAGCUGCUCAGACUGCGAGAAGAGCUUCAGCCAGAGCUCCCACCUGGUCCAGCACCAGCGCAUCCACACGGGCCAGAAGCCCUACAAGUGCACCGAGUGCGGGAAGUGCUUUGUCCUCAGCUACAACCUCAUUGAUCACCAGCGCAUCCACACCGGGGAGCGCCCCUACAAGUGCGGCCAGUGCGGGAAGGGCUUCAUCCGGAGUUCCCACCUCUUCCAGCACCAGCGCAUCCACACGGGCGAGCGGCCCUACCAGUGCAGCAAGUGCGGGAAGAGUUUCAACCGCAAUUACACCCUGGUGAAGCAUUACCACACCCACAUCGGGGAGCAGCCCUUCAUCUGCAGCGAGUGCGGGAAGAGCUUCAGCCUCGGCUCCUUCGCCCAGCACGUCCGCACCCACACGGGCGAAAAGCCCUACAGCUGUGCCGAGUGUGGUGAAAGUUUCAGCAGCAGUUCCAACUUGAGCCAGCACCGGCGCAUCCACACCGGGGAGAAACCCUACAGCUGUGGCCACUGCGGGAAAAGCUUCAGCCAGAGCUCCAACCUCAUCAAGCACCGGCGCAUCCACACCGGAGAGAGACCCUACAGCUGCCCCGAGUGCGGCAAGACCUUCAACCAGAGCUCGUCACUCAUGCAGCACCGGCGGAUCCACCGCGGCGAGCGGCCCUACGAGUGCACCGAGUGUGGGAAGUGCUUCAUUGACAGCUCCAAGCUCAACAAGCACUGGCGCACCCACACCGGUGAGCGGCCCUACAAAUGCACCGACUGCGGGAAGGGCUUCAGAGACAGCUCUGCCCUCAUGAAGCACCAGCGGACCCACGCCAAGCAGAUGCAUCUCAGCUGUGGGGAGGGGACUCUCGAGGGAGGGAAAUUGACAGGACUGCAGGGGGACUCUCUGGCAGUAUAUCAUAGGAUUGAGGGACCCAGAGAUGAGCUGCCAGAAGAGCCUCUCCUGGAUUAUAUAGACAGGAACUAUCCCCUCUGUUCUCAGCCCUCGCGGGAGGUCAUCUCAUCGAGCGCCGUCUCGCCUGUUUCCUUCCCCGGCCCGGCCGCGAUCCCCCGCAUGGAGCCGAGGGUCCCGGAUCUCCAGGGCUCCCCGGGAAGGGAGCUCCCCAGAGGCGCCCGCACAGCAGAUGCCAGGACAGAGGAGGACAACUCCAAGCAGGAAGGCCCUGUGGGAGCAAAGCUGCAUGGGAUGUCCCAUUGUCCCAAGCAGGGAGAUGAUGCCUGUGGGGUAGGACAACAGCAGGGAGCCCCCGCGGGGCAGAGACCUAAUGAUCUCGCCCAGCUGACCUCCAUCCCAGCAGAGAAACCCUACAAAUGCCACGAGUGCAACAAAAGCUACAGCCUGAGCUCGAACCUGAGCCGCCAUCGCAGGAGCCACACGGGGGAGAGAUCCCACAAAUGUGCCCAGUGCGGGAAGAGCUUCCACUUCAGCUCCCAGCUUGUCCAGCACCAGAUCGGCCACACUGGGGAGCGACCCUACAGAUGCCCCGACUGCGGGAAGAGCUUCGGUGUGAGCUCCAACCUUCUCCAGCACCAACGCAUCCAUUGGGUGGAGCGACCCUACAGCUGCACCAACUGCGGGAAGAGCUUUGGCCACAGCUCCCUCCUGGCCCAGCACCAGCGCAUCCACAUGGACGAGAGACCCUACAAGUGUGGGGAGUGCGGGAAGGCUUUUGGGGUGAGCUCAGCCCUGAUCCGGCACCAGCGGAUCCACACGGGCGAGAGGCCUUACAAGUGUCUGGUUUGCGGGAAGAGCUUCAACCUUAGCUCCAACCUUUUCACCCAUCGCAGGAUCCACUGGGAUGAGAAACCUUAUAAAUGCCCUGAAUGUGGGAGGAGCUUUAGCCAGAGCUCAAGCCUCAGCCGCCACCAGAUCAGCCAUACCGGGGAACGACCAUACAAAUGCCCCGAGUGUGGAAAGUGCUUCAACCAGAGCUCCCUCCUGAUCCGGCACCAGCGGAUCCACACGGGGGAGCGACCCUACAGAUGCUCCCAGUGCUGGAAGAGCUUCCUACGGAACUCCCAGCUGAAGAGACACCAGAGUGUCCACACUAGCAGGUGCCAGGACAGCAGGUGAGGAGAAGCCCCAGCUGGACAGGCCCGUGGAAGCAGAGCCUCAGCGGACAUCCCGGAGCACCAAGUGGGGAGAUGCCAACGGGCCAGGGUGGCAGCAGAGAGAUCUCCAGGAGGGAAGAGGCUUGUGGGCACUCGGGGUCCUUAUGGGGAUGCAGCAGGGGGAGCAAGCCUACCACUGCCCCGACUGCGGAAAGGGUUUCAGCCAGAGCACAAACCUCCUAACCCACCGGCGAGCACACCUGGAGGAGAGACCCUACGAACGCCCUGAUUGCGGGAAGGCCUUCAGCUAGCGCUCCCACCUGCUGGAGCACCAACGCA
Molecule: messenger RNA, 2835 nt
Organism: Malaclemys terrapin pileata
Lineage: Eukaryota; Metazoa; Chordata; Testudines; Emydidae
Product: zinc finger protein 665-like
Exons: 7
Coding region: 122-2518 (798 amino acids)
Biological process (GO): regulation of transcription by RNA polymerase II; central nervous system development
Cellular component (GO): nucleus
Molecular function (GO): DNA-binding transcription factor activity, RNA polymerase II-specific; RNA polymerase II cis-regulatory region sequence-specific DNA binding
Source: RefSeq, a predicted model, not a curated record